Messenger RNA from Guyanagaster necrorhizus, 672 nucleotides. RefSeq lists its product as uncharacterized. Bases 85 to 492 code for a protein of 135 amino acids. The record is from RefSeq and is a predicted model, not a curated record. The transcript is spliced from 2 exons. NCBI's taxonomy places the organism in Eukaryota, Fungi, Basidiomycota, Agaricomycetes, Agaricales, Physalacriaceae.
UUUUUACCUCCGCCCAGUUGCCAUGAUAAUCACAUCGCGAUACCAGUGAUACCGACCGAUAUCCAAUGAUACUCCUGCAGAGUAAUGGCUCAAAAUAGUCGCUGGGACACCAUUCUCGCUGUCGCAGACCUUCCUCCUCCGGGGCCUUCAUACUACACUGCACGCAGAGCUCUUUGGCUCACUCCACGAAAUACCUCUAAUCAGACAAAAGCAAACAAGGAGCCGCUCGUUCUUGCCCAACAGAAGAAAUUGACUGAUCUAGUCAACGAUCCAACCAAGGCUCAAACAGAAUCGGGCUGGAACGAAGGGAUUCGAUUGGUUUGGGAAGGCCUCAGCAAUGGCCGAAAAUUGACUGUUUCAAUGCCUCUCUCGCUUAUCAUAAAAAUCACACAUGCAGCUUGGAUUAGAGAUAAUACAUGGCCGUUAGGUGCUAUAGCACCGGAGCCAGACGAUGAGCUACCGGUUGGACUCCCUGGUGAUGAUCGUCGCUAAAAGUUGGGGAAGAGUGAAUGGGAUGGGACAGAGACUUGUUGAGAGAUGGACGAAAUACCUUGACAUUGCUUUGCCGUGACACUGACAUGCAUAUAUCCUUCAAUUCUUUCAAGUUACUGUUGCGAUAACGGGUUCAAAACACAAGUGUUACAACAAUAUAUUGGCAGAGGGCCCAGAGCC